Cuscuta epithymum is the source of this 650-nucleotide messenger RNA. The record is from the annotation of a GenBank genome assembly. NCBI's taxonomy places the organism in Eukaryota, Viridiplantae, Streptophyta, Magnoliopsida, Solanales, Convolvulaceae.
GUUAGAAUCCAAUUGCUUAAUAUACUAAAAUAUACUAUGUACGUAUGUUUUUUUCUUGACAGGCAAUCACAAUAAAAUCAUAUGGAGCGGGUUUAUCCCUCACCACACUAAUAUGCAUGACUGGGACAGUACUGAAUGCUGUUUUGACUCUAGUUGUUGAGCAUGGAAAUUAUUCGAUAUGGUCUCUACACCCAGACACUACAUUACUAGCUUAUGUCUACAACGGGAUAGUUUGUUCAGGGAUUGUUUACUAUGUCUCGGGAGAAAUCAUGGUGAAAAAGGGACCCUUUUUUGUCACUGCAUUCAAUCCACUAAGUAUGAUUAUCGUCGCCACUAUUGGUGCAAUCAUGUUUGCUGAGCAGUUAGAUUACGGGAAGGUAAUGGGAGCUGCAGUUAUUAUUGUUGGACUAUACUUAGUGAUAUGGGGGAAAGGAAGAGAUACACCAUCCAACUCUACACACUUAAAUGAGGAUGGUAAUAAAGAAUUUACUCCAGCCCAAUGUUCAAAUGGAGGAAGGGGAUGUGAUAGUACCAAAACACGAUUGGAUGAAGAUACAGUUUAAUGUGUUUAUCAAUGUUAAAUAAAAAUGUGAGUGUAUGUAAGUAAUGUAACUCGAGGUUGGAUGCUAUUUUAAUUAGUAAUGUUAUUU